Messenger RNA from Thlaspi arvense, 1552 nucleotides. NCBI's taxonomy places the organism in Eukaryota, Viridiplantae, Streptophyta, Magnoliopsida, Brassicales, Brassicaceae. The record is from the annotation of a GenBank genome assembly.
UAUCGUAUGGUUUACUCAACAUUUUGAAAAGGUAUUAUUACUAAAAGCGUACAAGAAAAAUUAGAAUCCUUCUUUUGAUUUCAUGUAUCAAAAAUAUCAAGCGUAAAAAACAGGAGACAACUUUUUCUACAAUAAUAUUACAUUAUGAUUUUUCAUCCGCAAACUGAUGGGCACGUGGUGGCGCCUUCAUAUCAUAUCUCAUGAUGCAUAUACUCAACUCUCAUCGACGGUGGGAGACCAAGACGACGGAUCAGAAGGUGUAGAAAAGAAGAGAAUUCCUCUGUUAAGGGAUAAAAAAGAGGCGGAGAAGGAAGUCGGAGAAACAAAGAGAAAAAUAUGGAUGGAGACGAAGAAGCUAUGGCGUAUCGUUGGACCAGCAAUAUUCACCAGAGUCUCGACCUACUCGAUCCUCGUCAUCACUCAGGCGUUCGCUGGCCACCUCGGCGAGCUCGAACUCGCCGCCAUCUCCAUCGUCAACAACGUCAUCAUCGGCUUCGACUUCGGUCUCCUCCUUGGAAUGGCGAGUGCGUUGGAAACGCUGUGCGGUCAAGCGUUUGGAGCCAAGCAGUACGACAUGUUGGGAGUAUAUCUGCAACGAUCUUGGAUUGUUCUAUUCGUAUGCUCCAUCUUGCUCCUCCCUAUGUAUAUCUUUGCGUCCCCUAUUCUUAAGUUCUUCGGCCAGCCUGACGACAUCGCAGAGCUUUCCGGUAUCAUCGCCGUUUGAGUCAUCCCUAUCCAUUUUGCAUUUGCCUUCUUUUUCCCUCUCAAUCGAUUCCUCCAAUGCCAGCUCAAGAAUAUGGUAUUUAACUUAAGAUUUGGAAGGUGAUUGCAAUUUCUUCUGGAGUGGCACUUGUAGUUCACAUAAUUGCGUGCUUCCUUUUUGUGUACGGUCUUAAACUUGGGGUCGUAGGGACCAUGGCUACUAUUAACGUGUCAUGGUGGUUCAAUGUCAUCAUCUUAUAUACUUACGCCACUUGCGGCGGUUGUUCGCUCACUUGGACCGGUUUCUCCAUCGAAGCUUUCACCGGACUGUGGGAAUUUGCAAAGCUCUCUGCCUCCUCAGGAAUCAUGCUUUGGUGCUGUAUUUAGUUAAAAGCCACUUGUUUUGCAUUUUCUUCUUCCUUUUUUAGGUUUACGGAUAACACAACUUCUUACGGUAGAUGUUUAUCGAAACAGCUUGGAGAGUUGGUAUUAUAAGAUUUUAAUUGUGAUGACCGGGAAUCUGAAGGAUACAAAAAUUGCUGUCGACUCAUUGUCUAUAUGCAUGUCGAUAAAUGGUCUGGAAAUAAUGAUUCCAAUUGCUUUCCUCGCUCGGACUGGGUAUAAUCUUAGAGCAUCUCCAGCGGUGGGUGUAAGAGUGGCGAAUGAAUUAGGAGCAGGCGACGGAAAAAAAGCGAGAUUUGCGAUGAUUAUAUCAGUGACAGAAUCGUUAAUCAUUGGAAUAAUCUUCUCGGUGCUUAUAGUAUUUCUUCAUGACCAAAUCGGUUGGAUUUUUUCUUCAAGUGAAAUCGUCAUAAAAGCAGUCAACGAUCUUUCUAUUCUUCUAGCUUUU